GGAACUAUAGCACGUGUUAGAGUCAACUGGGUUUUCUCUCGUUAUUUGUGUUCAGUCAGCAACACUGACAAGUUGACUGCUUUGAAAGUAAAGAUGAGGUUUAACAGAGCAAAUAGAGUUCUUUUAGUCCUGUUUGGAACAGUAACACUGGUCCUGGCAAAAGAAGGUACGUAUCAAAUUAAAGCUACCUCGCGUUAGUCUUAUUCAGAGCUAAUCUGGGCCCUGGCUGGUACCCGUUGGUCUUUUUACGGAGUUCUUCUUUUGUAUCAGGGGCCAUUAUACUCUUGUCCUUCAAUGAAUCUUUAUACAUUAGUCAAAGUAUUUCCAUCUUAUUCUAGUCAGAGUGACGGUUUCUUAUGGAAUCAGACUUUGAAGAAAUCCUCUUCAAAGUUGACAGAAGUUCACUGAAGUGACAUGCGCACGGAGAAUGUCUCAAGGCGGAACUUUUCGUUUUACUAAGGGACUGUCACGGCAGCCAGUCAAGCUAUUUUGUUUAGCAUAGUUUUGCCACUUACGAGCUAUGAAAAGGAAAGUAAACUAAGGACAGUUACUCCUUAAAUGACAAAAUAAUAGCUAUAUAAUAAAUUAAAUACGUGUCUCUAUAAUUCAAACUAUGGCAAACUGACAGGUGAAGAGCUAAGAUACGAGAAUUAAAAGGUCGUUUUGUAAUGCUUAGUAUAAAGUGUUUUAAUUGAAGGUUAGCGCUUUUAACCUCUUGAUUACUUCUCGCCCAAGCUCCGUGUUCAACUGAACUCGUCGAAUGCACAUUAAGUCAAUCCUAGAUGGACUGUAAAAACUUAACAAGCGAUUUCAGUGAUUAUGAAAAAGAAAAACAGCGAUAAAUAUUUUCGUCCGUGAUUGCAGUUGUGCGACCUUACUUACCAUUAGUAGCGUAAAGUGUCCACCGCUCCCUCGCCCCAACCCCCCAACGUGAGAGACUGUCGUCCAUUUCUAGGUUGGAGCGAGUGGACUAGUAACUGACACUUCACUUGGUAACUGACACUUGGCUAAGCAUAAGUCUCUCGUGGCUCAGUAGUUUCUAGACAGCGGCUGCGAGAUCAUGAACUAAAGUCCCCUUGGAAGUGGUUCGGUUCGAAUAGGGAGCUUAAGCAACCAUUACGGCAACGGCAGUAAAAGCGUCACUUAAUUAAAAAUGGAGCUUGCGCUGUUUCAAACUUCAUCGCUUCUGAUUCCAUUUCGUUUAAAUGGUCAAAUUUUGACGAAUUUUUCUGAAGUUGAAUUCUAAAACAUUGUAUCUGAGUUCAUGAAAAGUAAAAUCGUUGUCUUAUGUUCACGUCCUAUUAAAGUUUCACGUCGACUUAAUCGUGUUAGGGCAAAAAAGUAAUGUACAAGGAAGGGUGAUGAAAGAACAAAGUUGUUGUCUUGCUAAAUUAAAAGUAUUGUUUUUUCCCUUCUUUUUGAGAUCGCAGUCAUCGUUCUCCCACCACGUCAAAGUUUAUAGCUUUAUGUUUACGCACACGAUUUCCACUCAGGUGGUUUGUGUAAAUGGUAUGCACACCUCAGGGGUUCUCUUCUUCCCUUCACCUGUGGGGGAGCCCUGUACUGUGACGAGAGAUACGGGAAGAAGUGAGACCUUGGGAAUGAGUUGUUUGGGAACCAAAAUAUCGGGGCAAAUACACCUUAGCACUUGAUAUUUGUGUAUGUUUUUUCUCUCAGUCGUCUUGCAUUAAGGAUCAGUUUACUGUUUUUCUUUUAGUAUUUAAAAAAACAUAUUCUGCCUACACAGUAGCAUGAUUUCCCGUGUGAGCAUGGCGCAAAAGUUAGCGCGAGUCUGAAUACUCCUGGUUAAACCUUACUUUUGUUUUUUGCUCUCGCUCCGUAAAGGAGCCCUACCUUAAAGGGUUGCAAACAAAGACAGUUCUUUAAAUACCAUCUUAGUCUCCUAGUCGUGUGUAUGGGCCUGUACUGAGUGAUUCUCUGCCCCUGUUUAUUAUUUUUUCAUUUUUUACCUUUGCUGUUUUAGAGAAAAAGUCGAAACCACGUGACAGCAAUCGCUCACUGAUCACCGAACUUAUGCACGCCGAGGCCUCAGGCUCGGGGACUGGGGCAGAGUCAACGUCUGCUGCCGCCGCGGUACUACUAGAAAAGGUCCCGAAAUUUAAAUCGAAAGUUGAUGAAAUUAAAUGGAAGUUAAACAAGGCUCGAAAGAAACUGAAAAUUGCCAAACAGUACGUUGCACUGGCGGAUAAGGUUGCUACGUUAAGAAAGAAAGGAAAAGGUGGAAAUAGGAUGGUCAAGGAUGUUAUUCGCAAAGCGGAAAUCGCCUUAGUACAUGCUGGUGAACACAUGGGACUUGAUUACGUGCACUUCAAGAAAUAG
Molecule: messenger RNA, 2340 nt
Organism: Porites evermanni
Lineage: Eukaryota; Metazoa; Cnidaria; Anthozoa; Scleractinia; Poritidae
Source: the annotation of a GenBank genome assembly